AUGAGACCACCGAUGGGCGGCGGCGGGUUCAGGGGAAGGGGAGGAAGAGACGGUGGCGGCGGUCGAUUUGGUGGAGGAGGACGAUUUGGUGGUGGUGGAGGACGAUUUGGCGGUGGCGGCGGUCGCUUUGGGCCUCGAGACGACGGUCCCCCUAACGAAGUCGUGGAGGUUGCAACUUUCCUCCAUGCUUGUGAGGGAGAUGCUGUGACCAAGCUCACUCAUGAGAAGAUCCCUUACUUCAAUGCCCCUAUCUACCUUGAGAACAAGACUCAGAUUGGUAAAGUUGAUGAAAUCUUUGGCCCUAUCAACGAAUCAUUGUUUUCGAUCAAAAUGAUGGAUGGUAUCGUAGCCACAUCGUACGCUUCAGGAGACAAGUUCUUCAUCGACCCUUACAAGCUUUUGCCUCUCUCUAAAUUCCUUCCUCAGCCAAAGGGUCAAUCUGCUCCAAGAGGGAGAGGAGCUCCAAGAGGAAGAGGCGCUCCAAGAGGGAGAGGAGCUCCAAGAGGCAGAGGAUUUGGAGCUCCAAGAGGUAGAGGAGGAUUUGCACCACGAGGUCGUGGAGGAAACUUCAGAGGCCGUGGAAGAGGAUAG
Molecule: messenger RNA, 591 nt
Organism: Microthlaspi erraticum
Lineage: Eukaryota; Viridiplantae; Streptophyta; Magnoliopsida; Brassicales; Brassicaceae
Source: the annotation of a GenBank genome assembly